Molecule: messenger RNA, 1771 nt
Organism: Rubroshorea leprosula
Lineage: Eukaryota; Viridiplantae; Streptophyta; Magnoliopsida; Malvales; Dipterocarpaceae
Source: the annotation of a GenBank genome assembly
AAAUGUACGGCUUCAACACCUGCAUCUCACCCCCCCAAACCCUAAGAUGCCACCACCACAACUAAGGUCACUCCUUCUCUCUCACCCCACCUCAACCCCAAACCCUAGACGACGGAAAUGGCCAAGCACGCCGUUGGUUGGCCACACCCGAAGCGUUCGUUGCUGCUACUUCUUCUUCUGACGCUCUCCGCUUCCACCCUCAUUCUCUUCUUUAUCCGAACAGUGUUCGAUCCCUGUGAUCGACACGCCGCCCAUAUUAGCCCCGUUCGUAAUGGGAUUGAAGUUGCUGAGAAGCGAAACCUUUUGCCUCCCAACGUCAAACCGCCGCCGAGUCCGCUCAGCUUCAUGAAGUCAAAGAUUGUGCUUUUAGUUUCUCACGAGCUCUCCCUUUCUGGUGGACCAUUAUUGUUGAUGGAGCUGGCGUUUCUGCUAAGAAGUGUUGGUGCUGAAGUCUAUUGGACUACCAUGAGGAAGCCAUCUGAAACAAAUGAAGUGAUAUACAGUUUGGAGCAUAAGAUGUUGGACUGUGGAGUACAGGUCUUGUCUGCAUUUGGCCAAGAUGCUAUAGGUACAGCUCUCAAAGCUGAUUUGGUUGUUUUGAACACUGCAUUUGCUGGGAAAUGGCUGGAUGCUGUUCUCAAGCAAGAUGUUUCUCACGUUCUCCCAAAGGUUUUAUGGUGGAUCCAUGAAAUGCGGGGGCACUAUUUCAAGUUAGACUAUGUCAAGCACCUUCCUUUAGUUGCUGGUGCCAUGAUUGAUUCACACAUUACAGCUGAAUAUUGGAAAAAUAGGACUCAAGAACAUUUGAGGAUCAAUAUGCCUGAGACCCACAUUGUUCACCUUGGAAAUAGCAAGGAGCUUAUGGAAGUUGCUGAAGAUAGUGUGGCAAAAAGGGUUUUGCGUGAGCAUGCUCGUGAGUCCCUUGGAGUGCGCAGUGAAGAUCUACUCUUUGCCUUGAUAAAUACAGGUGUUUCACGUGGAAAAGGACAAGAUCUGUUUCUACGUUCAUUUUAUGAAAGCUUACAAAUCAUCAAGGAAAAGAAGCUGCAGGUGCCACCAUUACAUGCAGUAAUUGUAGGAAGUGGCAUAAAUGCUCAUACCAAGCUUGAAACAGAACUACGUGAUUAUGUAAUUCAGAAGAAAAUUCAAGACCGUGUUCAUUUUGUAAAUAAAACCUUGAAUGUAGCCCCUUACUUGGCUGCAAUCGAUGUUCUUGUUCAGAAUUCCCAGGCACGAGGAGAAUGCUUUGGGAGGAUAACCAUUGAAGCCAUGGCAUUUCAGCUGCCUGUACUGGGAACAGCAGCGGGCGGCACUACAGAGAUCGUAGUGAACGGAACAACUGGUUUCUUGCAUCCUGUUGGGAAAGAAGGGGUUAGUCCUCUUGCGAAAAACAUUGUCAAACUUGCUACUCAUGUGGAGAGGAGACUUACAAUGGGGAAGAGAGGUUAUGAGAGGGUCAAAGAAAGAUUUCUAGAACACCACAUGGCACAAAGAAUUGCUGCAGUGCUUAAAGAAGUUUUGAAGAAAUCUAGAAGAGGCUUAUAUUGACACUCUCCGUUCAGCUAUGAAAUCAAAGGCUGUUUCCUGUUAAAAAAAAAAAAAAAAGGGAAAAGAAAAGAGAGAGAGAGAUGGAAAACAUAUAGGCUAGAAUGGAAUGUCUGCUUUGGCAUCUCCUUUGCAUAUUUCCGUCCUUUUUUAGACUAGGGAUGUAAAUCAUGUAUAUGUUAUAACUAGCCGUUUAUAUAGUGGAAAAUGUCUCUAAAGUUUGAGG